This is a messenger RNA of Condylura cristata (star-nosed mole), 3680 nucleotides long. It is a transcript of the gene ACSL1, whose product is annotated as acyl-CoA synthetase long-chain family member 1. The record is from RefSeq and is a predicted model, not a curated record. The transcript has 21 exons. Gene Ontology annotation, cellular component: membrane; endoplasmic reticulum. Gene Ontology annotation, molecular function: arachidonate-CoA ligase activity. Gene Ontology annotation, biological process: long-chain fatty acid metabolic process; very long-chain fatty acid metabolic process; long-chain fatty-acyl-CoA biosynthetic process. NCBI's taxonomy places the organism in Eukaryota, Metazoa, Chordata, Mammalia, Eulipotyphla, Talpidae. Bases 102 to 2198 code for a protein of 698 amino acids.
UUGGGGAGGAGAAAAUGAUCCAGAUCACGUUUGGUGAUCUAUAAAUAACGGAUGAAAUAAAAUGUUAAAAGUUCAGCCUAAGGAACCAGCAACACGGGACAAUGCAAGCCCACGAAUUGUUCCGGUAUUUUCGAAUGCCAGAGCUGAUUGACUUCCGACAGUACGUCCGCACUCUCCCCACCAACACACUCAUGGGAUUCGGCGCAUUUGCUGCGCUCACCACUUUCUGGUACGCCACGAGGCCCAAAGCCCUGAAGCCACCAUGCGACCUCUCUAUGCAGUCAGUGGAAGUGCCGGGUAGUGGAGGAGCCCGGAGGUCAGCGAUUCUCACCAGUGACGAGACCCUGGUGUAUUUCUACGACGACGUCAGAACAUUGUAUGAAGGUUUCCAGAGGGGUAUACUGGUGUCAAAUAACGGCCCUUGUUUAGGCUCUCGGAAACCAGACAAACCUUACGAAUGGCUUUCAUACAAGCAGGUGGAAGAACUGUCCGAAUGUAUAGGCUCGGCGCUCAUCCAGAAGGGCUUCAAGACUUCUCCAGAUCAGUUCAUCGGCAUCUUUGCUCAAAACAGACCUGAGUGGGUGAUCAUCGAACAGGGAUGUUUUGCUUAUUCAAUGGUGGUUGUUCCUCUCUAUGAUACCCUUGGAUCCGAAGCAAUCACCUACAUAGUUAACAAAGCUGAACUUUCUCUGGUUUUUGUUGACAAGCCAGAGAAGGCCAUACUCUUAUUAGAAGGGGUAGAAAAUAAGUUAACACCGGGCCUUAAAAGCAUAGUUAUCAUGGACUCCUACAGCAGUGAUUUGUUUGAACGAGGCAAGAAGUGCGGGGUAGAAAUCACCAGCUUGAAGGCGAUGGAGGACCUGGGGAGAGCCAACAGACGGAAGCCCAAGCCUCCAGCACCUGAAGAUCUUGCAGUAAUUUGUUUCACAAGUGGAACUACAGGUAACCCCAAAGGAGCACUGAUCACUCACCGAAAUAUAAUAAGUGAUUGUUCAGCUUUUGUGAAAGUGACAGAGAAUACAGUCAAUCCUUCCCCAGAUGAUACUCUGAUAUCUUUCUUGCCUCUGGCCCAUAUGUUUGAGAGAGUUGUAGAGUGUGUGAUGCUGUGUCACGGAGCUAAAAUAGGAUUUUUCCAAGGAGAUAUCAGGCUGCUAAUGGAUGACCUCAAGGUGCUUCAACCCACCAUCUUCCCUGUGGUCCCGAGGCUGCUCAAUCGGAUGUUCGACCGAAUUUUCUCACAAGCAAACACCACACUGAAGCGAUGGCUUUUGGACUUUGCAUCCAAGCGAAAAGAAGCAGAGCUUCGCAGUGGCAUCAUCAGAAACAACAGCCUGUGGGAUAAACUCAUCUUCCACAAAAUACAGUCGAGCAUGGGAGGAAAAGUCCGGUUGAUGAUCACCGGAGCAGCGCCCGUGUCCGCCACUGUGCUCACCUUCCUGAGAACUGCGCUCGGCUGUCAGUUCUAUGAAGGCUACGGACAGACGGAGUGUACUGCGGGCUGCUGCCUGACCAUGCCCGGAGACUGGACAGCAGGUCACGUUGGUGCCCCUAUGCCUUGCAAUAUUAUAAAACUGGUUGAUGUGGAAGAAAUGAAUUACAUGGCAGCCAAGGGCGAGGGCGAGGUGUGUGUGAAAGGGCCAAACGUGUUUCAAGGCUACUUGAAGGACCCUGCAAAGACAGCGGAAGCUCUGGAUAAAGAUGGCUGGCUACACACAGGGGACAUAGGAAAAUGGUUACCAAAUGGCACCUUGAAGAUUAUCGACAGGAAAAAGCACAUAUUUAAACUGGCACAAGGAGAAUACAUAGCACCUGAGAAGAUUGAAAAUAUCUACCAGCGAAGUGAACCUGUUGCUCAGGUGUUUGUCCAUGGCGAGAGCUUGCAGGCAUUUCUUGUAGCCAUCGUGGUGCCAGAUGUUGAGACGUUACGUCCUUGGGCCCAAAAGAAAGGAUUUAGUGGAACCUUUGAAGAGCUGUGCAGAAACAAGGAUGUCAAAAAAGCUAUCUUAGAAGACUUAGUGAAACUUGGAAAAGAAGCUGGCCUAAAGCCAUUUGAACAGAUCAAAGGCAUCGCCCUGCAUCCCGAGUUAUUUUCUAUUGAAAAUGGCCUCUUGACACCAACAAUGAAGGCCAAAAGGCCAGAGCUUCGGAAUUACUUCAGGUCACAGAUAGAUGAACUCUAUACCACCAUCAAAGUCUAAUGUGAGGAAGGAAGCUCGGGAGAAACCACCCACCUCCACAGUCUUCUGCUGAUGGCCUUCAAGUUGGUAACUUUGACGACAGCGUGUGUAGGGAAGGAAAUGCCCAUGUCUGAACUGUCCAUUCGAGGUUCUUGUAGGAAUUAGAGGAAAACGGAACACUGCCUUACAGUCACCUCACAUUGCAGACCAUGUACCUGGUGAUAGACAACUUCCAAAAUGAGCCUUAAAAUUUGUCAAGGAGAAACUAUAAAUGUGCUAAGUUAUUUGAGACUUCUUCAGUUUAAAAGGCUGGUGUUGAAACUUCUGUCUCCCUGUCUUUCUAACCAAGGGGUUAGAACUUAUCUAUUUCUGACGUGUCUGCUACUUGCUGCGAAGUCUGCAGUUGUCUGCUGCUGUCAAGAGUACAAUGCACUGGAGGAAAACUGUCCCCUAAAAGCAAGAACAGCUGUCCCAGCUGGAGAAUAUCACCAGAGGACCAGAGAUUUUCUCAUUGAUCCCUGCCACCUCCCCUUCCCCAUCUCACACGCACUCACAGUCCUUUCAGUAAAGGGUUCUGAAGCUCAUAUUGUUCGCUGUGGAGUGUAAGGUGCUCUGUGAAGCGAAGGAAGAAAGACCCAGCUCAGAGGCGUCUCAGGUGAACAAACAGCUGUUCUCCACGCAAAUGAGUUCAAGCUCACGCCGAGUGACCCCAGACCCUCCUCACAACCUGAUCCCCCCUGCUGUUCCUUCCUAGGGGUUUGUUUAAAAAUCUGCCUUAGACUCUACAGUGAAGACAAGCAUUUCAAGCGGGAAUUAAUCGCCGGGAUCCACCAUCUCCGUGGUGACGCCUAAGUCGUGGUCCACUUUCUCUCCACUGUGCCACCUGUCCCUGUUGGCCACGGCCAAUGGGUUUUUAACGUGGUUUUCAUACCAAAAGAUCCUGUUAUGAUUCACUGGCUUUUCCCCCAGAAUAAACUCUCAUGUCUUUAAAAAACAGGAAGGCAGUAGGGACACUUGGAUACUUACGGCAAUGGACAGUAAUAAACAUAAGCUCGCCUACCACAAAGCUGCCUGAUUUCUGUGAAAUGUAUUUGCGAAGCCAAAAUUCUAGGAUGUAGAUAGAAAUCUGGAGAACUCAUUAUCUGGGAUAAACUCAAGGGGUUUUUAAGGUUAAUUUGGGAAAUUAGCAGCAUUUCACUUUACCGCAAAUCUUGGCCACACAUGACUGAAUUAAGUAGUCAUUUCUACAUUGAAAGCAAGUGUUUUUGGAUGUGAGAGUACAUGGAUUCUACAAGCACAACUGGGUUUGCACUAAGAAAUUGUCACUGUCAUAACACUAUCUGGUAGCCGAACUUCCUAUGUUGGUUCUUAAUUGCACAAAAAGUCGAUAAUUUUGUCACAUGGGGUUUUGAGUGUUUGCUUUAAGUGUUGGCUCUUUCUAUGUUUUAUAAACCAAAACAAUUUCCAAAAACAAUGAAGGAAACCAAAAUAAAUAUUUCUGCA